This is a messenger RNA of Paramacrobiotus metropolitanus, 1994 nucleotides long. RefSeq names its product sarcoplasmic reticulum histidine-rich calcium-binding protein-like. Gene Ontology annotation, molecular function: metal ion binding. NCBI's taxonomy places the organism in Eukaryota, Metazoa, Tardigrada, Eutardigrada, Parachela, Macrobiotidae. The record is from RefSeq and is a predicted model, not a curated record. Gene Ontology annotation, biological process: superoxide metabolic process. The transcript is spliced from 7 exons. Bases 155 to 1897 code for a protein of 580 amino acids.
UUUCUGUGCUAACACGGUAGCGUUAUGCGGUACUUUGUCUGUAAAUCUUAUUAACUAAUCGUAGAACAGAUGGUUUCUCCCAUCUGGGCAUAAUAAGAGUGCGCGGUAAGUACUGAUUGACCUUUUUUUAUAUAGAUUCCAGAAUAAUAUAAUCAUGAAUACAACAACCAAAUGCCAGCAUGCCGCAGUAUUUAUCUCAUUAGCCGUCCUUCUGGCCAUUCUGGCCUGUGUUGCAUUUUUGGCUCCUGUCGGUAGUUAUCAUGGACAUCCGAAUAAUUAUGUCGAACCAGUAACACAGGUGGUUACCAAUCCCACCGGCUUCUAUGACUUCUGGGAUGCAACCACAUCCAAAUACGACAGGCGGCACACCACCAGGAGUCACACGACGAGACACCGGAAAGAUUCUACCAGACAUGGAUCGCACCAUUCCACCGAGCGUCCAGGUGAAUUUGAGUUCGGACCGGAAGGAGAACGUGAGCGCGAAAUGGAGGAAUUCCCCGCAGCGGCGGCUGGUGGAGGCGCGGUCGGAGCGGCUGCUGUCGGAGGAGCAGCUUUUGCGGCUGGUUAUGGCGAUCAUGACUACGACGAUUUAGAGGACCGUCGUGUUGGACAUGGACGCGAUCGGGAUGAAGAUGGCGAACAUGGUCGUGAUCACGAUCGCGAAGGACACACCCACACCACAUCCCGCAGCCGCAGCCGGCACACAACAAGGCAUCCGGGAGAUCAGCAAGCCACCCGAACUACAAAUCACGGCCGCCGUUCACGCUCGACAACGGAAAGUAGUCGGCAUCGUGAUCACGAAGGUCAUGAAAGGGAUUCUGAUGACCACGACCAUGAACACGCACAUGCCGAAGCUCCCACGGCCGCAUUGCAUGCAUCCUUACCGCCCGCUGGACCAGCCGGUGGUCCACGCAGAAAGCGCGCGUCGGAUAAUGACUCAGAGGAGCACAAGAGCCACAAGCACAAAGAUGAUGACCACGAUGAACACAAAGACCAUAAACACAAAGAUGAUGAUAAGGAUGAGCACAAGAAACAUAAACAUAAAGACGAUGACAAGGAUGACCAAAAGGACCGUGACCAUGGUCAUGUGUCCAUCGAGAAAGACGACGAACAUCCUAAGGGACCCCAGAUGAUGAUGCAUGGGCGCGUUAAGAAUUUGACUCCAGGUGAGGUUUACGCCCUUUCCAUGCAUCAGUUCGCUGACAUGCAAAAUGGAUGCGAGCAUCUCGGACCGGCAUUCAACGAAGGCUCUUAUGCUCUGCCGUCCCGGCGUAAGCGAUCAGUGUUCGCCAGCUCAAAGGAACAAAAACUGGAGCGAAACAAGCGAGCAGAAGAGGAGGUUGAUGUCGAAGGCAAAGCCCCAGAAAACGAAGAGGUACCUGUGGAGGAAAAACCGCACGGCAAACAACAUAAACCAAAUGGCGCGCUUAUGGGAUUUUUGAAAGCCAAUGAGGAGGGAGAAGGAGAAUUCCAAUUCCCCAUCCCCAAACGGCACCAAGAAGCCUGUGCGACAUGCGGUCAUGCGAUGGGACGGGGCGUCAGUCUUCAAAAAGUCAAAGGAAUGCCGAAACUGAAGCAGAAAGUACAUGAAGAGAUUGCCAAACUGCAGGACUAUUUGGCGAAAUUCCAGAACAACCGGAGAAAGCGCGCACUGAAGCCUUCAUCGUCCCUCUCGUCCACUUCUGACCGGUUGACUCUAGGCGACUACUAUCACCACAGGAUGAAUCCGGUGACACCUGAGGAAAUGGCCGCAGAUUCACAACUGUACAGGGAGAUUGGUCUUAAUGAGCUCAACCAGUUGGCUUACAAUAACACGCUGAAUGGAACGGCUAUGGCUGGCUACAUGGAGCCUCCUGUUGCUUGUGGUGUUUUUGCAAGAAUGAACAAUGCUUGGUAAAUUGGUGCUGCGAAUGAUUUGUGAAACCAUAUUAAUAAUUUAGUGAUGGUAUUAAUUGAGAUCAAAAAUGGGUUUAAAAAAAUGUUAACCAAAGUGA